UUAACUAAAACCGACUCGUCGAACUGCUUCAUUGUGAACUGCUCAUCUAACCACAGCAUGUCUGCCCUAUGCUGCCGAUGCAAGACCGGGCUCUGUAGCGGGUGUGUGUGUGCCCAGGGGGGCACACCGUGUACAAAUUGCAAUAGCCAAAGAUGCGAAAACCAGGCCACUCCUAACCCACCAGCCCCACCUCUAAUGCUGGGCCCAAUGGCCCUGACUCUUAAUAUAUGCGUUCCCGCUAGUCUGUCCACAAUACCCCCUCCACCUAAGAGGAAACGUUCAACGGCAUCCAGCUCAGAAAUAUACUUGGGAGGCCUCCCUCCCCGAACCACGAAGGGGGAAAUAAGAAUUGCCCUCCAAUCCUUUGGAAAAACCAGCUCGGUGGACAUCCCUGGGCGAAGGGAAGGGAGGGGGUUUGCCUUCGCUAGGUUUUAUAAAAAAAGCUCUGCAAAAAUGGCGAUAGAAAAAAAAUGUAUAUUAAUUAAAGGACAAAGUGUGGAAAUAAAAAAAAAAGAGUAGUGACUGUAGUGUAUGUACUUGUGUAGAGUAAUUGUAUUUCUAAUUAGAGUCUUUGUGUGUAGUAUGUGUGUGAAUUGAUUUUAGCCAAAUCACUCAAAUGCUGUCUACAUUGUGUUGCAUGCACUGUACACAAUAUAUAGAACCUCUCACAAGAAGGUGCAUGAUCACCAUGAUGGCAAGUAGAUCCCCUCCAACCAGCUGGUUCAAUUGUGAACACCCACUCACUGACAUACACCACACUUGCCAGUAGCCACCUUUGACCCAAUAACGAACAACCCCUCCGAACUGGAUGAUGACUAAGCAUCAUGUCAGCUUUGGGAGUUCGGUUCUGCAAAUCGAUUCACUCUUCUUAACCUGAAGGCAUUGAGGUGCAUGUGUGCUGUCCUGCCGAUAUUUCAGGUAUAGUCAAUGGAUGUAUAGUUAUUGGUAUUUCGGAGCCAGUCAUGCACGCUCAUUGCAGGGACGACUCAGUCCCUAGUAGUACCGAGCAUAUUCAGUGAGGCCUUGUUAGAUUUGUAUAUCAGUAUUUAUUAUGAC
Messenger RNA from Halichondria panicea, 1056 nucleotides. RefSeq lists its product as uncharacterized. The transcript is spliced from 7 exons. Lineage: Eukaryota; Metazoa; Porifera; Demospongiae; Suberitida; Halichondriidae. The record is from RefSeq and is a predicted model, not a curated record. Bases 58 to 519 code for a protein of 153 amino acids. Gene Ontology annotation, molecular function: RNA binding.